AUGGAGAUAAUCAACGCAAAACACUGCACAUUUUACACCGUCUAUUAUUGCAACGAUGGCUCUGACGAUGAUGAUGAUGAUGAUGAUGAAAAUUCUGAGACCACUCGGGUCGAAGAGCAAGGCCAACAACAACAACAACAACAACAACAUCCAUCUUCACCACCAUCAUCCACAUCGUCACCUCCACCAUCAUCCACAUCAUCACCCCCACCAUCAUCCACAUCAUCACCACCACCAUCAUCCACAUCGUCACCUCCACCAUCAUCCACAUCGUCACCUCCACCAUCAUCCACAUCAUCACCCCCACCAUCAUCCACAUCAUCACCUCCACCAUCAUUCCGUUGUUCCAUCCAAUAA
This is a messenger RNA of Lichtheimia ornata, 357 nucleotides long. RefSeq lists its product as uncharacterized. The transcript has 2 exons. Lineage: Eukaryota; Fungi; Mucoromycota; Mucoromycetes; Mucorales; Lichtheimiaceae. The record is from RefSeq and is a predicted model, not a curated record. Bases 1 to 357 code for a protein of 118 amino acids.